Mercenaria mercenaria is the source of this 1820-nucleotide messenger RNA. Its product is annotated as glycosyltransferase family 92 protein F13G3.3-like. The record is from RefSeq and is a predicted model, not a curated record. Lineage: Eukaryota; Metazoa; Mollusca; Bivalvia; Venerida; Veneridae. The coding region runs from base 108 to 1439 and encodes 443 amino acids. The transcript is spliced from 3 exons.
AUCGACUUAUUCUACAAAUAUUUAGUUAUGACAUUUUCAUUGUCACCACAAGAUAAGAAUGAAAUGUAACUUUUUAUUGCACUUUUAUAUAAAGCGUAGUAAAUUGAAUGUUAGGGAUGAAUUUCAAUUUGAAAUAUUCAUUUAACUACGUUGUUUUUCUAACCGGUUUCGGAUUAUGUCUUUGCUUUAUUCUCACACAUACUUGGAUGAAAGUGACACCGAGGACCUGUUCUAGCGUCGCUGUGACUACAUCAGUUCAUUCAAGGAGACGUUUUGUUGAAAAACACACAAUGAAGAAAGACAACACAUGGAUUGAUGACUUUCAACCUGUGACUAUCGAGGAAACAGUGAUUGUAUAUUCAGCUUACGCGGAUGGGAAGACGAAAGUUCGAGUAAUUGGUAUAACAAACGACACAAAAGCUGAUUUACACUGUAUAUUAUGGUACAGUUCCUUUAAUGUAACAACAAAGCUGGUGAAAGCGUCUAUAGCAAAUAUCAACGAAAAUCACGGCAAAAGUCAUACGGCUGCCUACUUUGUCUGUUACCUGAGUGGCUUAGAUGUGCCGGAUGCUGUUUCUAUUGUGACGUUUUCUACCAUUCAUAAUCCACUUAACAUUUUACCCGUGCACGUUAAACCUCAAUUAAAGACACAAAAACAUUUCACAAUGUGCUUGUCGCCUAUGCAUUCAUCAUUCAGUGACAGUUCGCAGCUGCUAGAAUGGAUUGAACUUCAUAAGAUCCUAGGUGUUGAAAGGUUUCUGAUAUACGUCCAAAGUAUAUCCAAUGACGUGAAACAAGUACUAAAAUUCUAUGAGCAAGAGAAUAAUUUAAUGGUAUCAUCGUUGCCAUGGUCUUUAUCUGAUGAUCUUUGCAAUGAUGUUAUAUUGCAUUACUGUGGGCAACUUGCUGCUCUAAAUGACUGCCUAUAUCGCAGCAAAGGUUACAGCUAUUACAUUGCUGCCACGGAUCUUGAUGAGGUCAUUAUUCCGCAACACAAAGAUGAUUUCACUUGGCUUGAUAUGUUACUUAAUCUUCCGGAUCAUAGUGUUUAUCUGUUCAGAAACUCGUUUGUAAUUAGAAGUCUAAAGAAUAGUGCAGGUAUUAAAGAAAAUAAGCAUUUAAUGACUGAUUAUUUAAUGAGGGAUGACUUUAUAUACGGACCACGUGACCGCUCAAAGAUUAUCUCGUGGACUGAUGACGUUGUUACAUUAGGUAUACACAGUGUUUGGGCAAUGCGAUCAGGGGACGAGUAUGGAGUGGAUCCAAAUGUUGGACUGCUACAUCAUUACCGGAAGUCAGCCGUGGCGUACCCAGAAGGCGUGCAUGUUACCAGACUAAAAAGUAAUGUUACAGUAAAAUAUUCCCAGGACCUUAGAGAACGAGUAUCUUUGGUUCGAGAAAAAAUUAAAACCAGUUCGCCAAAACACCGAUCUUCAUGACUUUUUAUGGCAUUAUUUUCUAGUCAAGUGUUCAACGAACAGUUACGUUAUGAAUACACUUGCCUUGACAAUAUGACUCAGUGAAAGUUAAAUGAAAAUAUUCAAAAUGUAUUUUUCAGCUUCUCAGUAUAUAUUUUCUCAUUGCUUGAUUAUAUAUCCAUGUAAUUUUUACUAUAUCUUUGUUUUUGUUAUUCAAUGUUAAGUUUAUUCAUACUGUAAACAUAGUUAUUACUCUGUUAUUAUUCUUAUUGUUCGAUGUUCUUAUAUAAAAGUCAUUUUUGCUAUUCUGUAAUGUUUGUUUGUUACAAGACGAAUAACAUUAAUUGCAUGCUUUUCAGUGAAUUACCGAAAUAUUAGAAUGAAAUAUAGCUGGUAUUUUCA